Molecule: messenger RNA, 684 nt
Organism: Poecilia latipinna (sailfin molly)
Lineage: Eukaryota; Metazoa; Chordata; Actinopteri; Cyprinodontiformes; Poeciliidae
Product: solute carrier family 15 member 1-like
Exons: 5
Coding region: 283-684 (133 amino acids)
Biological process (GO): oligopeptide transport
Cellular component (GO): membrane
Molecular function (GO): transmembrane transporter activity
Source: RefSeq, a predicted model, not a curated record
CUUUAAGGCUUGUCACACAUAUUUGCGAGCACUAACCAGUAAAAUCUCAGGGUACGAAUAUGCUAGAUGCUUUAUCAGCUGCAGCUCAUGUUCCCACCCUAUUGCAAAAACAAACCAGUCAGCAGUGUAAAAGACAGCGUAAGGCUAACGAGGAGCAAUAUAACAUGAAGCAUUCCCACUCCCACCUGCCAGGAGAAAAAGAUAAAGUAUUGUGGGCUUGUGGAAGAAAUCUCAAAGGAAUACCACGGUGCAAGAGAAAGCAAGCAGCAGCCUCAUUUAAACAUGACUGAAAAAGAUGACCUCAAAAAGGAAAGCAAGGGCAGAGGAAAGUGUAAAGAAGUGUUUGGCUACCCCAUCAGCAUCUUUUUCAUUAUAGUAAAUGAGUUCUGUGAGAGGUUCUCCUACUAUGGAAUGCGAGCUGUCCUGGUGCUGUACUUUAAGUACUUUUUGCGAUGGGACGAUGACUUGGCCAUCUCCAUCUACCACACCUUUGUUGCUUUCUGCUACCUAACCCCCAUUCUUGGGGCCAUUAUAGCCGACUCCUGGCUUGGGAAGUUCAAGACAAUCAUCUACCUGUCGAUUGUUUACGCAAUCGGUCAGGUGGCGAUGGCCGUCAGCGCGAUCCAUGACAUCACUGACUCAGACAGAGACGGGUCUCCAGACAAUCUCACCUUUCACGUGUAG